Pseudophryne corroboree (corroboree frog) is the source of this 601-nucleotide messenger RNA. RefSeq names its product protein S100-A10-like. The record is from RefSeq and is a predicted model, not a curated record. Gene Ontology annotation, molecular function: calcium ion binding; calcium-dependent protein binding. The coding region runs from base 193 to 483 and encodes 96 amino acids. The transcript is spliced from 3 exons. NCBI's taxonomy places the organism in Eukaryota, Metazoa, Chordata, Amphibia, Anura, Myobatrachidae. Gene Ontology annotation, cellular component: cytoplasm.
GAGCCAAGAGAAUGGGAAGGUGGAGGCGGGCUGGUAAUGACUCAGAUUACAGGGGCUGCUCCUCCUACACAGGGGUGUUCCUCUGCCCUGUACUCAGCACACACUCUACACACAUCACUAUCCUGACCGAGGAGGACACAGCGGCUGCAUCUGACUCUCUGCCACCAGAACGCACCUUAACAUCCCACAAACAUGGUCCCUUCCGAGCUGGAACAAGCAAUGGAGAUCCUGAUGUUCACCUUUCACAAAUAUGCCGGUGACAAGAACUAUAUGUCCAAGGAAGACCUCCACAAGAUGAUGGAUAAAGAAUUCGGCGAAUUCCUGAAGAACCAGAACGACGCACUGGCAGUGGAUAAAAUCAUGAAGGAUCUGGAUCAAUGCCGUGAUGGGCGUGUCAACUUUCACAGCUACUUCUCUCUCAUCGCUGGUCUGACCAUCGCCUGUAAUGACUAUUACUCUAAGAACAUGAAAAGCAGGAAGUGAGGCAGAAGAGCCCCCGGGACCCAUAGAUCUGCCAAUCUCUCCACAGGGGUGCCUUCCCCCAUCUGUCCACUCUGAGUCCGCCCUACCGCCAUACCCAUAAUAAACUCCUGUUUUUGUA